UUUCAUUCGAUCUAUCCUUGUCAUACAAUCUCUCCCACAGCCUGUUGAGUUUUCUCCGAGAGGCUCUUUACCGGCGUCGGCCGCGUGACUUACUGCAACAAAACAUACUGGGCUCGGUUUUAUCGCAAUCUUUGCCCCUGAGACGCGCCGGAAUUUCUUCCCCAAACAAAGUAUAUAUGUACUACAGUACAUGACGUCUUUGUUGACACACAACUUCAACCUUUUAUACCUACGAAGUGAAACCAAGGAAGGCAAAAUACACAUUUAGGGGAACUGUAGCGGACGUGGAGUUAGCCGGGCUGCGAUCUUCUAUCGGGCGGCGCUCCCCGAGGCGUUCGCGACUCGAGUAUUCCGAUUGUUCUCGCUUGCGGUUUGAGAAACAACUCCUCAGCAGCCGGCAGAUACUGGACCCGAGUGCAUGGGGAAUUGGUCAUAAUGGCUCCAGGAGGUGGCGGAAAUAUCAAGGUGGUGGUGAGGGUACGGCCGUUUAAUAGCAGAGAAAAUGACAGAGGGGCACAAUGUAUCGUUCAGAUGAAAGGAAACCAGACCGUCCUCAUCCCGCCACCAGGUGCCGUCGACAAGUUACGAAAAGCUGGCGGGAAGGGCGCGGUAGAAGGACCGAAGACGUUCGCCUUCGACCGAUCGUACUGGUCGUUCGAUAAGAAUGCCCCAAACUAUGCGGGCCAGGACAAUCUCUUCGAUGACUUAGGUGUACCACUUUUAGAUAAUGCCUUUCAGGGUUACAAUAAUUGCAUUUUCGCGUACGGCCAGACUGGCUCCGGAAAGUCCUACUCAAUGAUGGGAUAUGGCAAAGAAUACGGUGUAAUCCCUAGGAUCUGCCAGUCCAUGUUUGAGCGCAUCAACGAGAUUCAACAAGAUAAGAACCUCGGCUGCACAGUGGAAGUUUCCUAUCUGGAAAUCUACAACGAGAGAGUCCGGGACCUCCUUAACCCAUCGAAUAAAGGAAACCUCAAAGUUCGUGAGCAUCCAUCAACAGGUCCAUAUGUCGAAGACCUUGCCAAACUGGCGGUGCGCUCUUUUGAAGAAAUCGAAAAUUUGAUGGACGAAGGUAACAAGGCUAGAACCGUCGCCGCCACAAAUAUGAAUGAAACAUCUAGUAGAUCCCACGCCGUCUUCACGCUUACUCUUACGCAAAAACGUCAUGAUGCUGAAACAUCGAUGGAUACGGAGAAAGUCUCAAGGAUUAGCUUGGUCGAUCUUGCAGGAUCGGAACGAGCAACAUCUACCGGAGCGACUGGUGCUCGGUUGAAGGAAGGUGCAGAAAUUAAUCGUUCGCUUUCAACACUUGGACGUGUGAUUGCCGCUCUAGCAGAUGUGGCUUCUGGCAAAAAGAAAAAUGCCUCGAUGGUUCCAUAUCGUGAUUCCGUUUUGACAUGGUUGUUGAAGGACUCCUUAGGAGGCAACUCCAUGACGGCUAUGAUCGCUGCAAUUUCGCCUGCGGAUAUUAAUUUUGAAGAGACUCUCGGUACUCUACGAUAUGCUGACUCUGCUAAGCGAAUCAAGAACCAUGCUGUUGUAAACGAAGAUCCAAAUGCGCGGAUGAUCAGAGAAUUGAAGGAGGAGCUGGCACAACUUAGAGCUAAGCUUGGAGGUGGUGUAACCCCUGGAGGAGGGGCGGCAGGGGGUGGUGCAGCAGGUGGAAUACCUCCUGAGGAAUAUUACUCUCCAGAUACUCCUUUGGAGAAGCAGGUUGUCUCCAUCCAAAAACCCGAUGGAUCUGUCACCAAGGUCAGCAAGGCUGAGAUCAUAGAGCAGCUUAAUCAGAGUGAGAAGCUCUACAAAGAUCUGAAUCAAACAUGGGAAGAGAAGCUGGUAAAAACCGAACAGAUCCAUAAAGAACGAGAGGCCGCUUUGGAAGAGCUGGGGAUCAGUAUCGAAAAGGGAUUUAUUGGUUUAAGUACACCGAAGAAGAUGCCUCACUUGGUUAACCUUAGUGAUGAUCCACUACUAGCUGAGUGCCUUGUCUACAAUAUCAAACCAGGAACUACCAUGGUCGGAAAUAUGGACCAAGGGAGUCAUGUGGAGAUCCGAUUGAACGGAUCUAAAAUUCUCGCCAACCAUUGUAAGUUUGAAAAUGUGGAUAAUGUCGUUACGAUAGUACCAGGGGAAGGUGCAGCGGUCAUGGUGAAUGGUCUCCGCGUUGACAAACCCAAACGACUGAAAAGUGGCUUUCGAGUCAUCCUGGGUGAUUUUCAUAUAUUUCGUUUCAACCACCCUCAAGAAGCGCGUGCUGAAAGAGUAGAGCAGAGUCUACUUCGACACUCUGUCACUACAAGUCAACUUGGCUCACCUGCCCCGACCAAAACACAUGACCGCACCUUGAGCAAGGGAGGCUCCGAGGUUGACGGUGAUUCUAGCAGGGCUGAUUCUCCGAUGCCCUCUCAGCGUGGGCAGGAGUCAGAAUGGCUUUAUGCUCGGCGAGAAGCUGUCAGUGCUGUGUUAGGCCCAGAUCACAUAUCUCAUAUGCCGGACGAUGAGUUGGAUGCCCUUUUCGAAGAUGUUCAAAAAGUAAGGGCAACACGACGUGCGCUGGUUGACCACGAAGAGGAUUCCGACUCCCUGAGUUCCUUCCCAGUCCGGGACAAAUACAUGUCAAAUGGCACUAUCGAUAAUUUUUCUCUCGACACUGCCAUAACGAUGCCUGGAACCCCUCGUCAGAAUGGGGAGGACGAGGGCCAUAAUGGAGGAGAUACAGCGUUACACUCUGUACGUCAGGAUAUGCAACGCCAGCUAGAUCAGCAGAAGGAGGAGUACCAAGAAAAACUAAGAAACGCAGAAGUUUCCUCAGGUCAAGGCGUCGAAAAUCUCCGCUCCGAGAAAGCUCGGAUGGAAGAAGCUCUGAGAGCGGCAAAAGAAGAAUUUGAAGAGCAACUGAGGAAGCAAAAAGAAGUUUUUGAGACUCACAUAAAAGACAUGGGUCAACCGCUCCCAAAAAUAUAUGAAAAUGGUUUCGCGAAGUUAGAUGCCAAGGAGCUCGAAAUCGCAAGAACGAUCUUCCGUCAUUGGUCGCAACAAAAUUACGUUCGUAUGGCGGAGAAGAUCUUGCAGCAUGCUUCUUUAUUGAAGGAGGCUCAGGUAAUGAGCCAUAUUAUGGACAAGAAUGUCAUCUUUCAAUUCGCAGUUAUUGAUCAUGGACAUAACAUGGCGUCAUCCUAUGAUCUCGUGCUGAAUGGCAUCUCAGGAGACGAAGAUGUUGUGCUUGACGAGGCUAAAAAGCCCUGCAUUGCCGUCCGCGUGAUUGAUUUCAAACAAUGCGUUAUCCAUCUCUGGUCCAUCGAGAAACUCCAACGCCGCGUUCAGGCCAUGCGCCAGCUGCAUCAGUAUAUCGACCGCCCGGACUACAUUCAACACUUCAAGCUCGAGAAUCCUUUUUGCGAGCCUUGCUCUCCGAGGUAUUCUCUGGUGGGUGACGCCGAUAUUCCGCUCACAGCGGUCUUCGAGACACGUGUCCAGGAUUUUACAGUAGAAGUUACUUCGCCUUACACGCAAAAUGUCAUUGGUAUCAUCAGGUUAUCUCUCGAGCCAUCUUCGGCUCAAGCACCGUCCUCAACUCUGAAGUUUAACGUGGUCAUGCGUGAUAUGAUAGGGUUCGCUGAAUGGGAAGGAACUGACGUUCAUGCUCAACUUUUCGUACCGGGUAUUUCCGAGGAAGGAGGCGCAACCACUACUCAGAUGAUAAGUGGCUUUGAUGAAUCUCCAGUGCGGUUUGAAAGCGUACACAGCAUGAGUUUACCGCUUUCUAGCCCGCGUUCCGCGGCUUUGAAAGUUUGUGUCUACGCGCGCGUGACUCAGAUGCAUCUGGACAAACUUCUCAGUUGGGAUGACAUGCGAGACUCGGCAGAGCCGCCCCCACAGAAGCGCAAGACCCCACGUAUUCCGGAGUCAGAGUUCUACUCAGAGGAGAGACAUGACGUAUUUGCGAGGACACAGUUGCUUGAAUUGGCCGAAACGGGUGACUACCUCCCUGUCGAAGUAGUACAGAAUAAUAGUCUUGAUGCAGGCACAUAUCAGCUCCAUCAAGGUCUCCAGCGGCGGAUCAUGAUAAACCUUACUUACAGUUCAACGGAAAGUCUUCCUUGGGGUGACCUCAUCAACAUCCGUGUGGGCUCUGUCCGGUUGCUUGAUCCAUGGGGUAAGAUACCCGAUCAAGAUCUCCAGACUCCUGACGUUCUGUUGAAAUUUGUCCAGGAGCCAGUGAGGAAAGAUAAUGCAGACGGAACAUCCAAUGUCAGCAUUAUUGGCCAGUGGGACUCAAGCUUGCAUGGCUCUCUCCUCCUAGACCGAGUAACCGCGGAUAAGUAUCGUGUGCAGGUGACGGUUAGAUGGGAGCUUAUCUCAUCGCGGCUACAGGAUCCUGUUCCAUUUGAGGUGGAUUUGACUCUUCAGAUUCAAGGUCGCACAUAUGUGCGCCCGCAGUCUAUGUUCAAGCAGUUCUUCAACUCGACUCGGAUUGUGCAUUCAACAGUCCGCAUGUUUUCCUUGGCUGUUCGACCCGUCUCUGCAAAGCGCGCAGCCGACCUGUGGCGCAUGAACACGCAAAAUGAUUAUGUGAAGGGAGAGGAACUCUUGACGACUUGGUCUCCACGAAAGGUUUCGCUUGUGCGGGACUAUGUGGCAGCUCGCAAACGAAGACAACGGAUUGCUGAGCUAAAUGCUGCCAAAGGGGCUCUCGGUGCUCACUGUCUCAUGCCAUCAACUCCGAGGAGCGGACGGUCGACUCCUCUCAGAAAAUUAGAGCUUACGGACCGAAAAACUAAGCUUCUCCAAAAGUACGUUGAGCUUUGGGCGACCAAGACUGACCCUAUUGAAACCAUUCUGGUCCGGAGCAACACUGAGCCUCCUGCAGGCGGCGCAGCUUUCGCCUCUCGCGCCAAGCAACUAUCCUCGGGCGAUGAUUCUAGUUCUUUCUCUGAGGAGGUGCCGCUGAAGCCUCGAUUCGUUGCAACUAUCCAAACCCUUCCUAAGAACACUUCUUCCUUGAAAUCAGGGUAUCUGCUGACGCCUGAUGACACGAACAGCCAUUGGGUGCGCCGUUUCGUUGAACUUCGCCGCCCGUAUCUUCAUAUUUAUUCCGUUCCUGAGGGUGACGAGAUCAAUGCCAUUAACCUGCGCAAUUCGCGGGUGGACCAUGCACCCGACUUUGCGCGAUUACUUGACGGCCCAGGCGUGGGAGCCGAUCAAGGCGCAUCACCCAGGGGCCGGCCCAACGUUUUCGCAGUGUAUGGGUCCCAGAACACAUUCCUGUUUGCUGCCCGGACCGAGGCCCAAAAGGUCGAAUGGAUCUUGAAGAUCGAUGAGAGUUACUUCAGCAACAAUGCUCCCAAGCCGGCAGUUAGCCGCUCUAGAGGAUAAAUAUUGCCUUUUAUAUUCAUAUAACGUCUUGACACGUUGGACGGCAUCUGCGACAUGCGUUGGACUUGUCCCUUAACUUCCCCCCUUUUGCCUUCUAAAACAUAGAAAUCGGCAAUCGCCCUUAUAUCCUCUGAUUCUCAUCCUUCUCACUCAAGCGCACAUGGCUUUCUGACAUCCCAGCCACUCGGUUUCUUGUUCCACAUCGGCGACAGAGAGUCCGGUCUGGGGUUUAUCAUUUGUUAAACUUGCCCCUUGUCUUCACGAAACACUUUCUUGAUUGAUUUUGAGAUACCCCUGAUACAUCUUACACUUGCAAUCUCCCUGUACAUAUUUGAGAGUAUAUUUCAAGCAUAGAUAAAGAGGCCUACUGUGUCC
This is a messenger RNA of Aspergillus alliaceus, 5748 nucleotides long. Its product is annotated as kinesin-3 motor protein uncA. Bases 436 to 5373 code for a protein of 1645 amino acids. Lineage: Eukaryota; Fungi; Ascomycota; Eurotiomycetes; Eurotiales; Aspergillaceae. Gene Ontology annotation, molecular function: microtubule binding; ATP binding; microtubule motor activity. Gene Ontology annotation, cellular component: microtubule; kinesin complex. The transcript has 2 exons. The record is from RefSeq and is a predicted model, not a curated record. Gene Ontology annotation, biological process: cytoskeleton-dependent intracellular transport; microtubule-based movement.